CGGUUAAUAGGAAUUUUAUAAAAUGUACAGUUGGUAGCUCCUAUGUAUAUGAAAUACAUGCCAUGUGGUUACUGUGAGAUAGGUUAAUCAGUUUAAGGAGUAUUUUUAAUAUAUCAUGUCAUUUUUUAUUCGAAAUAAUCAAAGCACCGGAGGUAAUAAGAGAAAGUUUAAUGGUCAUGCUGGGAAGAGUAAAGGAAAGAAGAGUUUAAAGAAAUCUGUACACGAUGAUAAUGAAAGCAUUGCCAGUACAGAUGAAGAACUUGCAGAAGAAAAUCAGAGAGAUCACAGUAAAGAAUAUGAAAGUGAAGAGGAAGAAGAAACUGCACAGGAAAAACGUAUACGAUUGGCAAAGAAAUAUCUUUCGCAAAUUGAAGAAGAAGAGAGGGAUAGAGCAGAAUUUGAACAAGGAGCAGUAACAAAAAGAUUGCACGAAGAAUAUCUAGAAGAGAAGGGACGGUUACGAAAAACUAUAGCAUCAAAUUAUGUUAGUCACAAUGAACCAAUUGUUUUGAAGUGUAAAGAACACAGAACUUCUAUUACCUGUAUAUGCCUUUCUAGUAAUGGGAAGUUCUUAUACUCUGGCUCAAAGGAUGGCAAUUUAGUCAAAUGGUCUUUAAAAGAAAGAACUAAAUUAAAAUCUAUUAAGGGAAAAAGAAAGACUGAAGAUGGAAUAAAGUGUGUUCAAUGUAUAGCUGUUAGCACUGAUAACAAAUUUUUGGUAGUAGGAGAUACUGGUUGCAAAGAUAUUAAGGUAUUUUGUGCAAAUACCUUGAGUCACAUAAAGAAUUUACAGGGUCACAAAGGUAGCGUGACUGGUUUAGUGUUUCGUAAAGAUACUCAUGCUUUAUAUUCUGCUUCUGAAGAUAGGUGUGUAAAGGUGUGGAAUCUGGACGAUAUGGCAUACGUAGAAUCUUUAUUUGGCCAUCAAAGUGGUAUCACAUCGAUUGAUGCACUAGCACGGGAACGAGCAAUUACGAGUGGGGGUUUUGACGGAUCAAUUAGAAUUUGGAAAAUCGUGGAGGAAUCGCAACUCAUAUUUAACGGACAUGGUGGCAGCAUAGAUAGUGUAAAGCUUAUAAACGAAGAGAAUUUCUUUAGUUGUGGAGACGAUGGACAAUUAUCUGUUUGGGGUUCUUUAAAGAAGAAACCUUUGUGUUCUGUACCAGAUGCACAUGGAAGAGAUGAAAUGAAUAAUCAGCCAAUGUGGAUUUCGAGUAUAGGUGCAUUGCUUAAUACAGAUUUAGUUGCAUCAGGUUCUCGAAAUGGUACCAUUAAAUUAUGGCAGUGUGGCGAUUCCUUCAGGUCGUUGAAUCUACUAUUUGAAGUUCAAUUAACAGGUUUCAUAAACGCAUUAUGUUUUACUCCGGACGGAACCGAGCUUGUUGCUGCCGUUGGUCAAGAACACAGACUCGGAAGAUGGUGGCGUAUUCCAGAAGCGAAAAAUAGUAUUGUCAUAAUACCGUUAGUUCAAACGAAAAAUAAAUAAUUUAUAUAACAAAAAAUGUAAAGAAUUCAAAUGUAUCUGGACGUUAAAUUGUUGUACAGAGUAUAUAUAAUUUUUGAUACGUAUAAUAUAGGGGUACUGUUUACGUAUAAGAGGCCACCUUACUUCUUUCUUGUCAGUUGCAAUGUAGUUUUAUUUGCCCAUCUUCUACGGUCCUUUCAUUGUCAUCGAGUUCGGUU
This is a messenger RNA of Nomia melanderi (Alkali bee), 1683 nucleotides long. RefSeq names its product U3 small nuclear riboprotein factor 55K (gene U3-55K). Gene Ontology annotation, molecular function: protein binding; U3 snoRNA binding. The record is from RefSeq and is a predicted model, not a curated record. Gene Ontology annotation, cellular component: small-subunit processome. NCBI's taxonomy places the organism in Eukaryota, Metazoa, Arthropoda, Insecta, Hymenoptera, Halictidae.